AUGGAAGAGCUCCGCUCAUAUGUAGAACAGCGUGAUAAAGCUAAGGCGAUACUCCCUGAAUGGUGUGACCAUCGUGUCAGAGUUGAAGCGGAGCUGCGUGAGCUCGCGCGACAGUUUGAUGAUUGGGAAGUGGAAGCCAUAAGAGCUGCAAUUAGCUCGAUUGCUGACAGUAGCGCUGAUGCUGUGGAUGGUCCGUUCCCAGCUUUACCAGUUCCGAACUCCGGUAUGCAAGGCGAGAGGAGGGUUGCAGGCUGCCCAUUCAAGUUACCAUGCGGUCGUCCACUUCGAAAUUGCAUAGACAACACUGUAAGACUCCUUGAGCAGGAUAGAAUCUUGACUAUAGAUCUCAUCGAAGCUGUCGAAGCGCUCAAGGAAAAGGAAGCUCUGUUUCUAGAUAAGAUCGAUUUCGGCAAUUUCAACGAAAACCGUGACAUCUUCUUGCCAGCUGAUACCAAUGUUAACACGUUGAUUGAUUUGGCCGUCGAAGGUAUUCUUUGUCGCUGCGAAGUUUCACACAUGCUUCGCACCUAUGCUGACGAUAUGAGGAAAUGGCAUAAUAUGCGUCGCUUGAUGAUAAAGUAUCUUGGAGAACCGGAAAAUCCACAUUGA
Cylicocyclus nassatus is the source of this 609-nucleotide messenger RNA. Lineage: Eukaryota; Metazoa; Nematoda; Chromadorea; Rhabditida; Strongylidae. The record is from the annotation of a GenBank genome assembly.